This is a messenger RNA of Procambarus clarkii (red swamp crayfish), 8573 nucleotides long. Its product is annotated as leucine-rich repeat-containing protein 49. NCBI's taxonomy places the organism in Eukaryota, Metazoa, Arthropoda, Malacostraca, Decapoda, Cambaridae. Gene Ontology annotation, molecular function: protein binding. The record is from RefSeq and is a predicted model, not a curated record.
CAUCAAAAGUGAGAGACUGAGAAAAAACUGUCAAAUGAUAAAAAAAUAAUGAAACAGGGGGACGUCUGGCAUCCGGGAGAGGUUGGUAUUCUUCCUUGUGGUCAGUUACGAGCUGUCCACCAAGAGAAUAAGACGGCGGAGCAGUUCAUUGUCUGGCAUGACACCUGGUCGGCCAGUUGGCAAUCUGCGGGACGGAGUGGAGCAGUUUGUGUGUCGGCGGCCAGUAGCCGCCACGGCUUCCACCCGGCCACUGUGUGUAAGGCCCUGCCGUCCUCAGCCUAGUCUCCAACCACCCUCUCUCCACAUUUUCAGUUAUACUCGUUUCCUGGUUCUUCAGAUAUUGCCCGCAUGACACCCGCCGUGCUCGCUUGCCCUUGUAAUGAAAGCACGUUACAGUUAUCAAAAUAACAAAUAUAUAAAGCUGAUUAGGGUGAAAAUUAAUGUUCUGCAGAUAUCUAAAAGCGUAGUACAAUGUAUAAAAAUGUUACAGCACAUUUAUCGAUGACAGCGCGUGAAAAUAUAUCAUUUUCAGAUGGAAAAUAAUUAUCCAAAGUCGCUGUAAAAGUUUACCCAGUGUUAAAUCUAGUUGGAGAAGACUGCAUAACUUCGGGUAGACUAUUGUGUGCGUGCAUGUCUUACUACACUACACCUUCAUGCUACUAUUGAUCACACAGGCGUCGGAAGCAUUAGCACGAGAUGUGUGAGCUGAACCAUCGGGCAGCUGCCUCUGGGGACCUGCCACUAAGUUAAGGAGUCCAGCCGCUCGUUGGUACCCGUGGAGGUGAUAGUCAAGGCUACCACGACAAUUCAGUCGUGUUCUUAACACCAACGUGAAGCAGAUGUGUCAUAUUUGAAGCAAGUGGACGCAUUAGAUAUAUCGAGUAGAAAUUGCACUGUACAUUGAGUGAAUAGUCGCAAAGUUCGUUCUUCCGGAAUUAGCACAGGUAACAUUUUAAAAGAACAAUUGAAAGAUGACCUGACAGGCAGUUUGGGGUCAACGCUCCUCUGCUGCUGAUGUAUAUACAGCCACUCAAAAUCUUGGGCUGUGUAAAAUACAAGCAUGUGUCGAGAAACAUAAUUCAAUUCGUAUAUUUACGAAACGCAAAACCAUAUGAAUAUGAUUCAUUCACACGCAAUAACAAUUCCUCGGUAAUUAAUAUGUACACGAUAAAAAGUUCAGACGAGUUUAUUCUAUUUUUUCAACUGCCGUCAUAAUAGUCAAUAUACAUGUGUAAUUAAAAUCGAGGCAGCGUACCUGCAGUUUAAAAAGGAUGCUGAGAGUUGAGCGAGUGGGUGCAGGGUGGGACUGGGUAGGCAGCAGGCGGUGUCAGUGACCCUCACGCGUCACCAGAGCGGCUGCCUUCGCCUGCCUUCGCCUGCCUUCGCCUGCCUUCACUCAUGACUAGGUAACACUGGUCCACGAGGGACGCUCUCUCCUCGUCUCUUCAAUGCUCCAGCAAACGAAGGCAAGACAGAAUCAGUCUGCCGCCAGGCUUCGGAAAUAUGAGAACGACAAGGCUCUCGCCCUGAACGUGAGCGGCGGCCGGGUGUUCAAGACAUGGGAGCGUCAGCGGCCGCGUCCUCCCCUCCACCUGUACGCCAGCAACAAGCUCAACACCGCAGGCAGCUGCGGCAGCAGCGGUAGCAGCAGCGGCGGUGGCAAGUCGGCCUACCAGCAGGGUCCAGUGACCGCGCCCCACCAUGACCUGCAGAUGACCCCCCUCACCGUGCCCCUGCUACCUCACGUGCCCCCGAGACCCAUCCUCACCCAGCGCACGCCCCCGCCUCUCAGGUCGUCAAGAGUGUACUCCGGGCGACGACCCUCCCCGGGUCGUCCGUACGCCCACGCCCACGGUCAGGCUCAGAUCGCCGCCCAGAUACAGCUGCUCAGACCCAACAACACGCCCGUAUCUGUUGAAAAGGUUGACCUCGACAGGCGUGGUCUGACCUCGUGGCCGGUGGUGGGAAGUGGAGAGGAGCCGGUGCGUCUCUUGUCUCUCCAGCACAACCUGCUCACCCGCGUCGACCCGCCCUCGCCCUCGCCCUCCCUCCUCCUCCUCGACCUCUACCACAACCACCUCCACAACCUGCACGGACUCCACGCCUUCCCCAACCUCAGGGUCCUCAUGCUCGCCAAGAACCGGUUGUCUCGACUGGACGGUCUGGAGCAGCUGAGCAGGUUGGAAGUGCUGGACCUGCACGGCAACCAGCUCCACCACCUCCAGGGCCUGGCGCACCUCAAGGAGCUGCGGCUGCUGAACCUGGCCGGCAACAUGCUACGGCACGUGACCGGCCUCCGGGGCCUCGACUGCUUGGUGGAGCUCAACCUCCGCAGGAACCUGAUCCGCACCGUCGCCGACCUCCACUACCUGCCGCGCCUCGAGAAGGUCUUCAUGGGCUACAACGAAAUAUACAGAUACGAGGACAUCGCCUGCCUGCAGAACUGCCUGAAGCUGAGGGAGUUGUCGCUGGAGGAGAACCCCGUCAGCCGCCAGCCUCACUACUUCCACCACGCUGUCACCAGGUUCUACCGCCUCAAGAGGCUGGAUGACCAGGAGCUGACCAUGGAGACUCGGAGACAGUCUGAGAAGCAGCUGCAGAAGGCGAGAGAUAAGGAGCGUGCCCAGGCGACGCGCAUCAGUGACGAGGAGAAGCGUAACUCUGCUAUCACCAACGCCAUGAAGCACUGGCAGGUGGUGAAGAAGGACCACAAGAAGCUCAUCAGGAAGCCCAGCGAGAGCUCCACCAGUACCCUGGAUCAGCCUCCCUCUAAGGACAGCGAUGCUACCGAACUGUCUAGUGGGUUUUGUGGUGACACCGUGUCUGAUGCUGGGGAGCUGGAGGUGACGGUGACCGACGAGAACGGUGAAGAAGGGAAGGUUGACGAAGAGGAGGCAGCACCCGGGCAGCAGGAAGACGACCGGGCAUCUCUGGUCUCUUCCGUCACAUCCAGUGGUAUCUCUGACAUCAGUUUAGUUCACAAAGGUACUGAUCAAAGACUCAGUGCCACCGAUGUCCUUCCCGCGCAAGAGAAUGUUACAGUGAAUGCCGUCAAUAACUCGAUACAGGCAAUAAAACAAUUCAAAAUGAAUAGUCCGAGAAAUGUAGAUAAUAAAAAUAAUUUUCCUCGUAGUAAAUCGUACACGGAUAUGAGAAUAUUAAGGAGAAAAAAUUCUUUUGAGGGUGAUCGUACUUUGAGACCGAAAUCGGUUCGUGAUUCGAACAGUGAAGGUUUGGGAGGGUCGGGAAAGGUGAGUGAGAAGAUCAGUUUGGACACAGCCUCGCGGGCCACGAUACCUGUCAAGAACGUGCCUGUAGUCCGUCGAGGAGGAACCAGACAGGGAAGUGCUCAAAACCGUGCGGUAGACAAGUCCAGGCCUCGAAUUAUAGCCAACGAGAAUGUGAAAUCCGCAAAUGCCAAAAAUUUAGAUUUUUUAAAGAAAACGGAACAGUUAAAAGAGGCAGGCCGUCUCCCCGACAAAAUAGUGACUGCCGCUAUCACACGAGUCAGAUCGAACCUUAGUCUUCCUAUUCAGGGUCCGGAACCACCAGUCUCUCCCAGAAAUGCCGUGUCUGAGCCAUCUGAAGUAGACUCGAGCUCCGACGCAGAGUCUGCCAACACUUCCACCACCACCAAUACAACCGCCACACUCACCGGGUCUGCGGAGAUCAACUCGCAGUCCGCACCUGCCACCACUCACCACAACCUGGCUGACCUUAGGGUUCCCCUCUCCAGACCAAAAGACCCGGAACGUCCUGCUUGUGAGAAAGGAGACAAGCCAGUUCCAUCAAUAAACCAGAAUACCUCAGGAAUACUUCGUGAACAGGGACCAAACUUUCUAGCCGAGCUAGAGGGCGAGCGGUUAAGUCUGUACGGGCAGGGAGCCCUCCGCUGCACCGACAUCUCUUGGGACAAGUCAGUGGCCGCGGCAGCCACGACGGCGCGCUUCCAGUAUAUGAAUUUUGAAGAUAUAGUCGAUAUCUUUCCCAAGCUACGGGUCAAGUUUCCUCGGUUAGAGAACUUUAUGUUCGUGGAGACUCAUCUAGCCAAGUGUAGUCAGCUUAAUGCUCUAGCCGAGCUCCACCAGGUGACGUCGCUGGAAGUGGGUCGGGAGGGCAACCCACUGACGCAGACGCCCUACUGGAGACUGUAUGCCAUCUUCAGACUCUCCCACUGGGGGCUGAGGGUGAUCAACGGCCUCGAGGUGAGCGAGGAGGAGCGGACGGAGGCGGCCGUCAUGUUCUCUCCCUUGAGCCAGCUGGCCUUCACCUGUCUCCCGCGCGACCAACUGGCAGCCUUCCUCUCGUCCCAUCACCACCACGCCAACGACCAAGGAAUCUCCUCUCCUCGAACUGGGAGCGGAGGACACGACCCCGGGAGCAGCAGGGAGGAGCCGGAGGCCCCACGCCUCAACGUGCCGCACCUUCAGGAGCUCAUUGGCAAGGAGGCGCUCCAGUACCGCCCCGUCGGCCGACUCACGCAGGACGAGAGUUCGUCGCUGGUGUGCGCUGGACGACAGGCGCGACAGCUGGUGGUGUGGACGUACGACUCCCUCCACCGCCUCAACAUCCACCAGUCGACGUGGCCCUCUGUCCUCCACGACCUGGUGCGCGACGCCGUCACCGACCUCGCCAAGCCCACCUACGGCAAGCAGUGCCUCGAGGAUGUCAAGCGCAGUCUCGGCUGGAAAAAAUGAAAAAAGCAUUUAACCAUAUAACUUGAAAUAAACAAAAAAAUAUUAUUUUUUAAAUCGAUGAAAUUUUUGACAUAUAUUGGCUUAUGUCAACAAGGGAAAGGAAACUAAAUUUGAUUAUCCUGCCUGGCCUCGCUAUGGAUCUUCACAAGUCAUUCAGAGACGACCCAAGAGAAUGCCAGCGCCGCAGCAGGAUUUGGUGUACUUAUGUCUGGGAAAGGAAGAUUGUCGACGGUUAAGGGCGAGGAUGUCCGCUUAUGUGGUCGUUCACACAUUUGCUGUCGUAAUCCUGGCUGACUGAUGGAAGCACACACUGUCGUGUACUGUCAGUGGCUAACACUGCCAUCUCAGUACUGGCGACAACCCACGUUGGUUCUUUGAAUAGUUUAAUGAAUAUGAAUGGCAGCAUGCAGUGGCACUCUAAAGGGAAACAAGUCGCAUACACAUGAAUUAAUAUUACAUAAAUGCUGAUGUGUUAAACAAUCAACAAUUGUCCUUGCCAGACUAUAACAUGUACGUCAGAUAAUUGUUACAAGAAGCUCGUGUCACUAAGGUGAUCAAGCGUGUAUACACUUGUAUACACACACACACACACACACACACACACACACACACACACACACACACAUUCAUUUCAAACUUCAUGAACAUCACAGCGGAUUACAUAUGAUGCCAACAUUUCUUAAAUGGUGGCACUGGGGUCAACCCUGACUGCUUGUGACGCCUAAUUCCCCCCCCCCCCCCCCCCCCCGCGUGUCACCUUGAAAAGUACGGUGAUGCUGACUAUUUACAUUGCAUUGUAACAUAUAAUAUAAAUAGGUUUAUCCUUGUUCCGGUUAUAAUAACAUAAGAGGUGCCACCUUUUGGGGUUUAUGAAACUAAAUUUGAAAAGUUAAUCAGUCUUUUUUUCCAUAUUUGAUUUUACGCUACUUUUAUACUUUGUCCGAACCCGUACGUUCACUAGGAGACUAUAAUUGUAACCAGUUUGUGGGGGAUCUCCCUAAGGGUAUCGUUUAUGGUUAGAACUAGGGCGGUAUCUGAUCGCCUUCGAACCUCUAACUUUCGUUCUUGAUUAAUGAAAACAUCCUUGGCAAAUGCUUUCGCAGUAGUUCGUCUAUGGAAAUUCUUUUGGAAUUCAUUCUUUUGCAUUCUUUUGGAAAACCUUUUUUCUUGUCCUCCUUGGAUCUUCUCUAUACUGGUGGGACGCUUCCCGUGCUAUGCAUUUGUAAUAAUCUAUCUUGAUACCAUGUUAACUUAUUUAAAUGGCUUAUCAGUGACGACAUUCGAUCAUGACGGUAAUAAUGUGAGUACUCUUGCUAGCGUUCGUGUUGACCCCACACGCUUACCUCGUGGACAAUUAAUGGUGCAAAAACCCCCGUCUUGUCGGAACUGCAUUGUUUCACUUGGUCGUGCUUUUCCACGAAAAAUGUCCUAUUUUCAGGAUGAUAGAUCUUGCUCUCCUAGUGUCCUUUAGUCAUCUGACCCUCGCACAAUCCUUGGUGAAUCUGAUCAAUUUGGCGUCGUUGGUCUUUCUUGCUCUUAUACUGCUAUCUUAAAUAUUCUGUGACAUACAUUGUUUCGCAGCCAUGCUGGCCCUAGCCCUCGCUUGUGAUAAUUGUGUACUAUGCUUAUAUUAUGAAAUGCUUUACCAUCUAUAGCAUUCUACAUUCCUUUAUUUAUGAAUUAUUUUUAAUCAUGUGUUGAUACAGGUCUAUUCCUGAUAAGUGCUUACCUAUCAGUGAUUACGAGGGAAAGAGGUCUAGCUCUUAUCCCCCCUGCUAGCUUUGUUGCACUAAAUGUCAUUAUUCUGACGUUCGAAAUGUUUGUCAAACCUGACCUUAAAGUUGUGGAUCGGGUGACGUUCUCAACUUAUUCUUUCAGCGCAUUCCACUUAUCUAUUGGAAGAUUCAUGUUUUCGCUAUCAGAAAACCCAAGAAAUGUAUUUCACAUGAUAUAGGCCUAUUACAUUUGUAAUUUAAUAGGACGAAUGAUCAUUGUCCGAAUAAUGUGAUACAUGAAAGUUCUUAUCACUCCUUUUGGUCGAAUUAAACAUACAUGUUUAAAGUUCCUAUGUGUUGGUAAAUCUGUAGUUUCGGUCCUUUUUUAUCAUGAAAAAGGAAUGACACACGACUUGAAAUUACCAUUUUUUCCCAGAUGCAUUAUUUUGACGUCGGAUGUACGUGGCCUCAAUUUAUUAUAAAUCUAGUUUCUUCUCAAAAUAGAGGAAUGGAUUGGAUCAUAUUUCUCUUCCUAUUAGCAAGCCUUAGUAUCAAUAGCCUUUGAUAUUUUCAAAGCACUUCCUAUUAGCAAGCCUUAGUAUCAAUAGCCUUUGAUAUUUUCAAAGCACUUCCUAUUAGCAAGCCUUAGUAUCAAUAGCCUUUGAUAUUUUCAAAGCACUUCCUAUUAGCAAGCCUUAGUAUCAAUAGCUUUUGAUAUUUUCAAAGCAAACCACAGAAUAGCACAAAUCUUGCCUCCAAAUUUCCCAACUUUGGUUUGUACUUUCUCUUUCAUUGUACCUGUUUCCUUCUCUGGUAAGUUUAUUAUUUUCUUGUUUUGUAAAUGGCUCAGCGUCUGUUUCUUUCUCCGUCAACUGUGAAGUUCCACAAGGUCUCGGUCUUUCAUCUGAUCUUAUUAUUAUUUAUCAGCGUCAUAUUGGUAUCCAAUUAUGUAGAUUUCAUAGUUCAUUAUAUUCAAUCUACUUCUCUUAUGUGAGCUCAAUUUGAUUCCUCUGGGACACUUGGAAUUUAGUCAAAAUUCUUUCCAUAAUAAGACAGGUUUAUGAAUUACACUGAAACAAAAACUAGAUGAAUAUCAGUUCUAUUUCGAAAACUCAUUUAUCAAACCAAAAUCUCCAGUCUACAUCAAUAUCUUAGGCAUCAAAUGCAUCCUAUAUCCUGGCAACUUCACAUCUAAGCAGUUGCGAAGAUUGGGAACUUAGUACUGUUAUCUUUAUAACAAAUUAAGUAUUCCAUGCACUAAAAGCAGUGGCUACUAUUACUGGACUGUUCUUCCCAUCGCCCGUAUGCAUUCGGGUUAAACCGUCUAUCGCCCGUUGAAACCGCAUGAAAAUGUAGAACUUACAAAACCUCGAUUUGUUAGAUAUCUAGUUUGGGCGCCACACACACAAAAAAAGACUAAAUGACUGACAAUCCACUCCAAAUGAGCACGGAACAGUUGAUAACAUGAAAUAAACCAAAGCAUCCACUGUUUGUAAUGGGUGGUGAGGCAGUAAUUGCUAUUCUGCGGCUAGCGUUCUGCUGCCCUGGGACUAUUCCCAACCAUGGCUAUGGAGUUGUUAAGCACUCGCACCCAUUUGCACGUGCAAUUAUCUAUGCACAUCAUCCAAGCCUCAAAUGGUCCUGUAGGUCAGUGAUAGUGUGGUGGUCAACAGAAUCAUAUGCAGGCGACGAGUCACAACGUGGCUGAAGUAUGUUGACCAGACCACAAACUAGGUGAAGGGACGACGACGUUUCGGUCCGUCCUGGACCAUUCUCACAAUCGACUUGAGAAUGGUCCAGGACGGACUGAAACGUCGUCGUCGUCCCUUCACCUUCUAGUGUGUGGUCUGGUUAACAAAAUCAUAGUCUUGGUGAGGUGUACACCAAGGUAACCCCUGGUUAAGUGGGGGGCGGUAAUACUUUGAUAUUUAUUGAAUUGUCAUUAAUGAUUUGUAAGCAUGUUUUAGAAAAGUACAGUGUGUUUGAGGUCUACCUUCCUCAGAUAGCGGAAAUCUGAUUGCUGGUCAAUCUGAUUCAAAUAUGUUAAAAUGUAGCAAGUCAGAUAAUAGCAAUAUAUUUGUAAGAGUAAACGAAUAAUAAUGUGAACUGGAAAUGUAUUUUUUGUUUAUAACUUUAAGCCUCAGAUAUACAGAUCCUACCA